Messenger RNA from Colletotrichum costaricense, 798 nucleotides. Its product is annotated as L-xylulose reductase. Gene Ontology annotation, cellular component: intracellular anatomical structure. The transcript has 3 exons. The record is from RefSeq and is a predicted model, not a curated record. NCBI's taxonomy places the organism in Eukaryota, Fungi, Ascomycota, Sordariomycetes, Glomerellales, Glomerellaceae. The coding region runs from base 1 to 798 and encodes 265 amino acids. Gene Ontology annotation, molecular function: oxidoreductase activity, acting on NAD(P)H, oxygen as acceptor.
AUGCCGCUGUACAAGCCACCCAAUCCCGGUGCGCCUGUUCUUUCGCAGUUCUCGCUGAAAGGCAAGGUCGCAGCCGUUACGGGCGGCGCCAGAGGCAUUGGCCUCGAGAUCGUUCGGGGCCUCGCCGAAGCCGGGGCUGACGUAGCUCUCAUCUACGCGACCAGCAAAGAUGCCGUUGAGAUCGCCAGCCAAAUUGCCAAGGACACAGGUGUGAACAUUCGCGCUUACCAGAGCGACGUUCGGUCUCGAGCCUCAAUUGCCGCCACGGUGGAUGAGAUUGUUCAAGACUUUGGGCACCUUGAUGUCAUGGUUGCAAACUCUGGCGUCUGCGCUGAUAUCCCCAGCCUUGAGUACACUGAGGAGACAUGGAAAGACAACAAUAGUGUCAACCUUGAUGGUGUCAUGUGGACAGCGCAGGCUGCCGGGAAGGUCUUCAAGCAACAGGGGCGUGGCAACCUCAUCAUUACUGCGUCAGUCAGUGCGACACUGGUCAAUAUUCCCCAGCGACAGGCUGCCUACAACUCUUCAAAGGCAGCCGCCGUACACCUGGCAAAGAGCCUCGCGGUAGAAUGGGUAGACUUCGCAAGGGUCAACAGCGUGUCUCCGGGCUUUAUUGAGACGGAGAUGUUGUAUGUUCAACCAAAAGAACGCUUCGAUAAGUGGAUGGAGAUGAUUCCCGGCAAGCGAAUGGCUGAGACAUCUGAACUCAAAGGCGUUUAUGUUUUUCUGGCAAGCGAUGCAUGCUGCUACAUGACUGGUGCUGAUAUCAUCGUUGAUGGAGGGUAUACCCUGACAUGA